AUGAGAGCUGAUUUCGUCGCACUGGUGCUGCUGCUGCUGCGUGUGAUGGUGGCCACAUCAACUGUUUUCGGUGUAUGCAUCAGGGACAAGGACCGUCAGGGGCUUUUGGCGGCCGUGGUGGUGGUUUCGGGGCCGCUGCCGGCCGCGGGUUCGGCGGGGGUGCUGCUGAAGGCGGCUUUGUUGGCAAGGUUCUCUUCGGAGCGGUUAUCCCGGCAGCUGGCCAGGGACCUGCGCCAGCACCAGCUGCUGGAGGUGGAGGAAGAGGUAGUGGCGGUUUCGGAGGCGGAUGGGGAGGUGGUGGUGGCGGCGGUUUCGGAGGCGGAGGAGGUCAACGCCAAGCACGUGGCGCAGCAGCUGCAGGAGGCAAGUGCGAGCGCGUGCACACUUCGCCCGUACGGCCGUGCUGACUCUGCGGCCGGUGGAGGGCCUCAGCAGCAGCAACAACAGCAGCGAGGCGCUGUAGGCGGUCCAGGACGACGGGUUUUUGCACGCUUGGGCCUCAGCGCGCUGAGGGAAAGCGCUGCCUUGGAUGGUGGCGGCAGCGGCAGCGGCGGCGGCGGGGUUCCGGGAGCGGCUGGCGGCCGCGGCCGCGGUGGCGGCUCCGCUGGUGGGCGACAGGGCCACGGUGGUUCUGGAUUCGGCAGAGGUGGGGGCGCAGACGCGGCGGGCGGCGGCGGCGGCGGGGGGCAUUGGCGGGGCGGUCGUGGCGGCAGCCGUGGAGGUGGUCGGAAUCAAUGGGUUCGCCAGCAACAGCAGCAGCAGGGGGGUCGGAAGGCAGGCUGGGUUUCGGGUCCAGGGGGACCUCCUGGCGGCGGAGGCGGUGGUGGCGAUGAAGGCAUGGACCAGGUGUAUGGAGAUGACGGAGGUGAUGACGACGGGGCGCCUAUGGAGGAGGACGGCGGUGACUUUGACGGCGGUGACGAUGAGGAAGUGUACGAUGGCGUUGACGGCGACGCCGGAGAGGCGACGGCUGCGGCGCCCGCGUUGCAGCUGCAAAAGCCCAGCGGCUGGCACGCUGCGGGGCGUAGCGCCCAACCUCAGCCAGGGUUCGCGGCGGCGGCAGGCCGUACGGCACGUGUGCCGGUUCCUGUACCGACGUUUGGCGAGAAGCGUGACGCGGAUGUCAUCGCUGCUGCUGCCGCCGCCGCCGCCACCAGGGCAGAUGCUGGCGGCGGCGGCGGCGACGCGGCUACGGACGACGAAGACGCGGCUCUCUUGAGGAAGCGUCAGCAGCGAUUCGGACAGGCUUUUACGGAUGAACCAGCAGCCGCCGCCGGGGGUUCUAAGCCUGGCACCACCGCCUUUGGCGUAGUGGCAGGACGAGGAGAAGGAGCAGCAGGAGGUGGUGGUGGUGGUGGUGACAGGACUCUCGCAGGGCGAGGUGUCAGUCGUUCACCAGCUCGAUGGAGGGCAGGAGAGGAGGAAGCUGCGGGUGCUCGGGGCUCGCCGUCACCGUCACCGCCGCCGUCACCGCUGCUGUCGUAUCUUGGCGGCGGUGGCGGCGGAGACGUCAUGGGCGACGAUGAUGAGGGCGGUUCGUCCGGGGGACCUGCGCUAGUCGGCACUUGCGAGCUGAUGUGCCCGGUGGCGGAGAGGAAACGCCGGGAGGCUACCGGGGAGCUCAACAUCUUUGAGCGGUUGGACCCCCUCAACAGCAAACUGACCAGCGAGAACCUCAUUAUUAAGAAAGCGCGUAAGAACUACAGCGAGGAGGACCGUCGGCCCGAGAAUCUGCGCACCUUCCGGGCUCUGAGUCUGACCAUGGCCCGUCUGCGCUCCCUCAUCUCAAACCCGGACGAGACGGCGCUGGCGGCGAGCAUUCAUUGCACUCCGGAGCAGACGCUGCUGAACGUCCAGGCCUUCCUGUGGGAUCGAUAUCGGGAGGUCCGAAAGGAGAUAAUCGCGCAGCACUUCCACGCUCGGGCGGAGCUGCUGCCGCAUGUCUUGGCUUGGAAUGAAGAGAUUGCCCGGUUUCUCAUCAUCUCUUCCCACGAACUCUGGGGCAACCGGGACUUCGCAGCUCAGCUGAACCAAGAGCAGCUCAAAAAGGUCCUCACCGAUCUGGUCACCAGGUUCUACACCUCGGCAAGUCGGCUGGGGGUGCCCACACCGAACGCGGCAGAAAUGAAGUGCUAUUUGCUCAUUUUGAUGAUGGGCGGUACCAUUGAAAAGAACGGCCGCCGCUUUAGACAGCCUGCGGAGGCGCAGAUGUACCUUCGGCAGUACAGUGAGGAGGAGCUGUCCUCCCCGUGGACCACCGUUCUGUUUGCCAUGAUGGCGGCGCUGCAGAUGGGCAAUGUGGUGGCCUUCUUCGACCUGCUGGCCAGAGCGCCGUACACGUUUGCAUGCAUCUGUGCAUCCCAUGUGAUGCCGAUGCGCUCUCUGGCCAUGCACAUGUUGGCCGCCGCUAUGGGGGCCCCCCACCCUGGUCAGCCGGGCGGUCGGCCCGACCCCGCCGCCGCCAUGCCGCUCGUGGACCUGGCGCGGGUGCUCAAGCUGAGCGAGGCCAACGCCACCGGCUACGCGGAGACCCGCCAGGCGCUGGUGCAGCCCGGGGGGGCGCAUGGUCAGCGGGAUGUGUCGUUUCUAACCUCCCAGAUCACCGCCCGAGAGCCCAAGGUCAAAGUCCGGGCACAACACUGGAUCACCGCGAAACGCUCCCCCGUCGGUCGGCAUCAAGAUACCGUCAACCCCGCCCAGCUCUCACCCGAGCUUCUCAGGUACUGCCGUCAGCUGCUGACGGGACCGCAGAGCUCCGGAGCGCCCGUAGCGGCCCUGCACCGACCCGUGGGUCCGCCCGCGGUGCUAGCUGUCGGCAGCCUCGGUGGCCCCGCCGCCGCUGCCGCGACGGCAGCGCCGGCGGCAACGCCGCCGCGGCAGCCGCCGCCGAUGGCGGCGGUGGUGCAGCCGCCGACGCCGGCUUCGCCGGCGCCGUGGGAGCUCGGGUCGCCGGACGCAUCGGCCCGCGUCGGCAGCGGAAGCCGCCCGUCUUCGAUGUCCGCAGCGGCGUCUGGUCUGCUUGGUAGCGCUGCAACUUCACCGACAAGCGGCUCCGGGGCCCGGGAGGCGGCCCGUCUGGGGGCAGUUGCCACACCGGCGGCGGCGCCGCCACCGUCGGCGACGGCACAACAGGUAUUCGGUUCCCCAGCACGUGCACCAGCGGCCGUAGCGGCCGUGGGCGCGAUUGGGGCUACCGCCGCUACCGCUGGCAUGCGACCAGCGCCGGCGGUGCCACUUGCUGCCGCCGACGCCGCCGCAGCGGCGUCGCUGAAUGUCGGGUCCGGCAUCACCGCCGUACCGCCGCUGCACCACCCGCCGCCAGCGCAGCAGCAGCAGUUCUUCCAAUAUCAGCAGCAACAGCUGCUGCUGGAGGCUCAGCGCGCGGCGGAGGCGGAGCUGGCCAUGGAGCGGUUGAAGCACCAGGCGGACCAGGCCAUACGACAGGAGCACGAGCGACACCGGGCUCUGGCGGUUCAGUGCCAGCAGUUGGCGGCAGCGGCCUCCGCAGCGCAGGCGGCUCUCCUGGAGGCGCAGCGAAGAGAGGCGGCGUUUGCUGAGCAGGUGGCGGCGCUGAAGCUCGGCCAGCAGGGAAAUGCCAUAGAGGAGAGGUGGAGCAAUCUCAGUAUGAGGCGCUAUCUGGCGCGAUGGCAGGAAGCGGCACGGGCACGCAAGCGGCGGGAGGAGCUCCUCCGUCAGCAGCUGGCGCGGGCGUCCGUGACCUUCAUGGCAGCAGGGCGCCGGCGGAGCGCGCUGGGGUUGCUGGGGUUCGGCGGCGGCGGCGGCGGCGGGGGCGGCGGCGGCAUGAGUGAUGAUGUGCGCGUGCGAGGCGUCGAUCGGGCGGUUGUGAAAGGCCCGGCAGCGACGGCGACGACGACGUCUCAUUUGGUACGGGUGAGGGGCCGCAAGCGGCGCCUGGACUCGGCAGCUCCGAGCAGAGGCCCCGUGGGGCUCCAGCAGCUGCUGAUGCCUCCGGAUCUGGCGUCGUCAACCGCCGCCGCCGCCGCCGCCGCCGCCGCCAAGUCUCCCAUCCUCACGUCACACCUCAACCUGGCGGAAGUGGUCGUACCGGGACUGUGUCGUACACUGGCCAGGCGCUUGAUGACGAAUGGCGGCACAGCCACCGCGGAGAUCAACAGCGUCAACGGUCUUAACGGUAACGGCUUUUACGGCAGCAGCCGUGGUACAGCAGGCGGGCGAGAAGGGCCCAUGGGGGGAAAGGGCCCCUUACGGAGAGGGGCAGCCUCAUGUGAGGGGCCAGCACGUCCUCAUCAUGUAUUCUGGAAGCUUCUGCUUUUGAGUGGCGCGCUGGAGACGGAGGCGAGCUGCGUGAGCGCCUACCAGCUGGAGGCGGCCUCCUGGCUACGAUCCCGGCUAUCCUGCGGUCGGACCGCCGGACCGCGGCCCCUCCGCCAGCCCCCAGCCGGCGAGCAGCUCACGAUGGAGGCAGCCCGCGCCACUCUCGGCGGCAAGGCCUAUACCCUGACGCUAUCGACGGAGGCGGCGACGGCGGUGGCGGCGACCAGCGGCGUGUUGAUGCUCGUGGACGGUCGCGAGUUUGAGGCGGCGUUGGCGGCGGGGGCGCCGCACGAGGACGCUGCGGCGGAAGCUGGUCAGGAUUUGGAUGACAGCCCGUUACCCUCCGUACAUUCAUUAGCUCAUCUUCAUGUUCUCCCCUGCACUGCCGUUUCUUGGCGGCUGCUCCUCUGCCUCGCCCACUAUGUCACCGCUUCUUGUGACAUCUCUCACCCCGUUUAUCUGCCGACGCCGCCGCCGGGGUUGUUGCAGCUGCCGGUUGUGAUCCUCACGCUAGCGUCAGCCGCCGCCACGGACGCCAUCGGCAGCCACCUGGCAGCCACAGCGGCGGCGACGUGGCCGCCGGCCGUGGCGGCGAGGGCGCCGGACGUGGUGCUGAGGCAGGCGCUGUCGUACAUGGCUGAGUCAGCGCCGGUUUACGAGCAGGUAGUUUCGGUGGACCUGGAGGACCUGGCUCGUGGCGCGGUGGCCGAUGUGGUGGCGGAGCUUGACGGAGGCCGCGUCGGCGGCGGCGUCGGCGGCGAUGGUUCCCCCGUCAGCGCGGUCACCGCCGCCGACACCAUAGCGGCCUUUAAUCAGCUGGUCGCGGCGUACGAAGCUGCUGUACAAGCAACCGCCACUUCCGCAUCCGCCCGGUGGGGUCUGCCAGCACCGGAGCAGCUGCUGGCGCACGUGGCCACCUGGUCCGCCACCUUGACGCCGCCGCGGCAGGCCAUGUUGCUUGCGUCGCUGGCGCCGACGCCGGGACGGCAGCUGCUGCUAUUGCCAGCGGCGCCGGCGGCGCCGGCGGCGCCACAGUCAACGCUGGCGUUGCCGCCGGCGUACGGGUUACCGGCUCCGCUAUCGUUGAUGAGCACGCCGGUGGGGAAUGGUGGCACCGUCGCGGCGUCCAUAACUCCCGGCGGCACUGUGUCGCCGUCGCCUGCAUAUCAGCAUCGUUACGCGAUGCUUUUGGCGGAUGCAAUGGCGACUCCCCAGGCUGGGUCACUUGCCGCUGGUUGGGCGUCCGUAGGGGCAUGGCUGAGUAACGGCGGCGCGGCGUCUGUGGCGUCGGCGUUUCCUUCGCCGUACUGCCGGCGUGACGGCGAGGGGACAUCUUCAGCGGUGGAGUCAGCGAUGUCGGGGGAAGGUUUGGCGGCGGCAUCGAAGCGCCAGGCUGUGGAGGCGUUACAGCGCAAAGCCCCUGCUGUCCGAGAGGUUUGUGUCGCCAGGCUGGCGACGCUGAGAUGCAUGCUCAUAACAGCGAUUUCUCUGUCCCUCUUUUAA
Messenger RNA from Volvox carteri f. nagariensis, 5799 nucleotides. RefSeq lists its product as uncharacterized. Lineage: Eukaryota; Viridiplantae; Chlorophyta; Chlorophyceae; Chlamydomonadales; Volvocaceae. The record is from RefSeq and is a predicted model, not a curated record. The transcript is spliced from 30 exons. Gene Ontology annotation, biological process: mRNA export from nucleus. Gene Ontology annotation, cellular component: nucleus; cytoplasm; transcription export complex 2. The coding region runs from base 1 to 5799 and encodes 1932 amino acids.